Messenger RNA from Exophiala aquamarina CBS 119918, 297 nucleotides. RefSeq lists its product as uncharacterized. Bases 1 to 297 code for a protein of 98 amino acids. NCBI's taxonomy places the organism in Eukaryota, Fungi, Ascomycota, Eurotiomycetes, Chaetothyriales, Herpotrichiellaceae. The transcript has 2 exons. The record is from RefSeq and is a predicted model, not a curated record. Gene Ontology annotation, cellular component: mitochondrial large ribosomal subunit. Gene Ontology annotation, molecular function: structural constituent of ribosome.
AUGAAAACUACAUACCUGACCAGCUUAUCCGCAAGCUUCAACCCAUUCCUGCCCACAUCCAAGAUCCCGCGCUUAGUACUGUCGCUUCUACCAGCCGCUGCGCACCGAACCAUCAAGAUCAAGUCGACACAGCUACCGCGAAGCUCCACCGCUCCGUCCACGCUUGAAUUAGCCUUCAAAGACGGCAAGACCUUGAAGUACAGCUGGCCGAUUGAAACGGUCAAGCUGAGGGAUAUCAUAUGGGAGGUCGAUAGGCACGCGCGGGUGAUGGCGAGGCAGGAGGAUCUGAAGGGCUGA